This is a messenger RNA of Lobosporangium transversale, 1356 nucleotides long. Its product is annotated as malate dehydrogenase, NAD-dependent. Gene Ontology annotation, cellular component: cytoplasm. NCBI's taxonomy places the organism in Eukaryota, Fungi, Mortierellomycota, Mortierellomycetes, Mortierellales, Mortierellaceae. Gene Ontology annotation, biological process: tricarboxylic acid cycle; carboxylic acid metabolic process. Gene Ontology annotation, molecular function: L-malate dehydrogenase (NAD+) activity. The record is from RefSeq and is a predicted model, not a curated record. Bases 252 to 1238 code for a protein of 328 amino acids. The transcript has 4 exons.
AUUCUUUUCUCAUUUCACCAAACCACUCUUUUCACCUCUAUACUUCUUCUAUUUUUUGUAUGUCCCCCCCCCAUAAUUGCUAUUACUUUCGCUAUUGCUUUCCUAUUGCUAUUGCUAUUGAUAUUGCUAUUGUUAUUGUUAUCACCAUUUGUUACAACUAUUAAGUAUAUGUAUGUCUAACAUUUCUUUGAUUUCCUAUCAUUAUUAUAUACUAUUGCCUUGACUGGACUUAGUCUCCAGCUCCUAACAACAUGGUUAAAGUCGUCAUUUGCGGUGCUGCUGGUGGUAUCGGUCAGCCUUUGUCUUUGCUCUUGAAGCAAUCGGAUUUAAUUUCGCAUUUGGCUCUUUAUGACGUGGUGAAUGCAGCUGGUGUCGCCGCAGAUCUGUCACAUAUCAACACAAAGUCCAAGGUCACAGGCCAUGGUAAGGAGAGCAUGGAUGAGGCCCUAAAGAACGCACAUACAGUCGUUAUUCCCGCAGGUGUGCCUCGUAAGCCUGGUAUGACUCGAGAUGAUCUCUUCAAGAUCAACGCGGGUAUUGUGCGCGAUUUGGCUGAAGGCGUUGUCAGAAACUGCCCCAACGCGUUCGUGCUUGUCAUUUCGAACCCCGUCAAUUCAACUGUACCCAUUGUCUGUGAAGUCUUUAAGAAGCACGGUAUCUUUAAUCCUAAAAGGGUCUUCGGAAUUAGCACAUUGGAUGUAGUGCGAUCUUCCAGAUUUGUUUCCGAAGUUAAUCCCAAGAUCGAUCCUGCAACCCGUGUCACCGUUGUUGGUGGCCACUCGGGUGUCACCAUCGUCCCUCUGUUGUCUAAACUCCCUCAUGGGUUCGUAGACUCCCUCUCAAAGGAACAACUCGAUGCCCUGACACACCGUAUCCAAUAUGGAGGAGAUGAGGUCGUAAAAGCUAAAGAUGGCGCUGGAUCUGCAACUCUCUCAAUGGCCUAUGCAGGUGCCCGAUUCACUCUGGCAUUGCUUGACGCCGUUAUCGGCGGUAAACAAGGAUUGAUCGAGUCCACCUACGUGAACCUGGAUGCGGAUCCACAGGCCACAGCUUCAUUCAAGGAGAAGACUGGACUAGAAUAUUUCGCUCAAGAUGUCGAGUUUGGUCCUGAAGGUGUGAGUAGAAUCUUGCCUUUGCCCACGGUCUCUGCGUAUGAACAAACACUCUUGGACAAUGCCUUCCCAGAACUCAAAGCCAACAUUUCCAAGGGCGUGUCUUUUAUUACCGAGAGUGCUUAGACCAUAGGAAAAAAUUAAAAAAGUCUUCCUUAUGCACAUCCUCUCACUACUUUCAUUUCGAGCACAGUCAAAUAUAUACUUUUGUAAAUAAAGAAAAGCAAGCACAAGUUCAAAUGCG